UGACGGAACAAAAGAAGCGUUUCUAUCGAAAAGUAAAACGAUUUCUAGAGUGCGUGGAAGUUUUCCCUACAUUAAGUGCCUCAUUGUGAAGAUUCGUUGUUCGAGGAAGGUGUCUAGAAAAUCCUUUGAAAUUGCUACUGGCAAAGAAAAAAUCCGACAAGAAAAUGUGGCAACUCUGCAGUGUCUGUGUGUGAUAUUAAUUUGGUCAUUGUCGCAGUAGUCGCUGAAAAGGAGUACUCGUUGGUCGGAGGCCAUUGCGUUGUCGAGACGACAAAAGUCAUUGACGGUGGAAGAGGAGAGAGCAAGGAACAAGGCAAACAGAACGACAAAAGUGUAUCAGCAGGAAAGAGCGAAAAGAAAGAAAAACUGGCCGUUUUAGGCGAUAGAAGAAAGCAUUUUUACUGGAGUUCACCAUUGAGUGACGGAAGUUGUGGAAACAGGAACAGGAAAAACUAGCUGAACAGGAAGACGGACAAUUUAAAUACGAUUCAGGACAUAGCUUGCAGUAAUAUGCAUACCAGAGUGGUCUUAUUUUGACAGCUGGCAGAACAAAACUGCAGUUUGGCUGCAAUAUAGCUUAAAGCGGUGCUAUUAAGACUGGGUAGAAACCUCAUUAUUUUUAUAGAACGACUGAAAUCCUCAAUACCUACAACGGCAUAACAUCUAGUUCCACAAAAUGGCCUGUGCAACACUAAAACGUUCGCUUGACUGGGAGAGUCUGAAUCAAAGACCAGCAAAGCGCCGGAGGUGCCAUCCAUUCGGCAGCCCCAGUAGCAGCAACGCCCAAAACAGUCCGUCAUCGUCUGCUUCCUCUUCCUCCUCGGGCAAUGCAAUGCGCGUGAUGGAGCCAAAGCCUUCGCCAUUUGUUGAUGCUGGCUGUUCCAAGCUGACCCCAGAAAAAAUGGCCCAAAACAUCACCGAAGAGAUCAAAAGACUGCACCGCCGGAAGCAGCUGACAUUCAACACUGGCAACAUGGAGCGCAUGCAGGACUCAGAAUCCAGCGGUUCCGAGAUGGGCCCAGACAGUCCCCGCAGACCGGACAGUCCGCCAAGUAUGGUCAAAAAUCCGGAGAAGGCACUCUUCACAUUCAAACAGGUACAAAUGAUCUGCGAGCGUAUGAUGAAGGAAAGAGAGGAUGCCUUGCGGGAGCAGUAUGAUGCCGUUUUGACCACCAAGCUAGCCGAACAGUACGACGCAUUUGUCAAAUUCACCUACGACCAAAUACAGAGACGCUACGAAGCGGCGCCAAGUUACCUCUCCUAAUCAGCUAGUUAUUUAAUAUCGUAACUGCAGAAAAAACACAACGUAGAAUGAUAUGCAUUCACGCAACACUAAAAUAGCAACACUACAACAAAACAAUACACACACAUGCAUCUAAAUGUUUAAAAUCCUGAUACCUAUGUCUUACUGAAUAGAGCUCUUCAUUUAUGUUGUACUAAAUUCUACUAGCCAUACAUACCUACUGAUCUAACACGAGAGAAAGGCAAGAAAUCCCAAUAGGGAUAAACACUCAAUCAGCAGCAGUAGUCUGAUAACGAGUAUUUGAUUGUAUUCUAAACAGUUCUUCAAGCAAGGUUGAAUUUUUUUUCGCUCGGUUUAUCGAUGUCGUUUAGUUACAUUAACGAACUAAUAAACUUAUGCAAUUAUAAAGCUUUACGUACUUCAAAGGACACGUACAACUGGUCGAGGCGCAGUGUUGCCCGUUUUCCGUUACUAAGUCCCAGUAGUUCCGUAACUGCUCAUCAUAUUCGAAGAAAGCAAAAAAACGCAAAUACUAACUGAUCGGUCUGGCCUAUCAAGAACAAGAAGGAUAAACUUUGUUGUUCUGUACACUUCUCAAUGAUGGAUUUUUUUGCUAUUCGUUUAUACUCGAUUUAUUACUUUGAAGAGAGUACCUAGUAGUAUAUUUUUAGUCCUUAAUUUUGGAUCUUAAACAAUCCAUAGCAAAAUUUAGUUCUAAGCGUUUUGUUUCGUUGAUGGUAUGAGUAUAAUGCUAAUUCUAUUUGUUUUUCCUUUUCCAUCUUUCUCAUUGAUUUUGUUUCCCUUCGCCAUUUCCCCCCACCAUAGUCAAUUUUGUUCAAUAAUUUCAACAUUUUGUUCUACUCUUGUGUAAAAAUAGUCGAUAGUUUGUUUUCUUUGUACAACAGUGUACUUUUGCAAUAAGCCUAACACCGAUUCCAUUAAAGAGUCACUUAGUUUUGUUGUUUCUGGAAAUAUGUAACCUAACUAAUAAUUGACUUUCGUGAUGCUUCCGGGAUAGCCACGCGAAAGGCGAAAAAAGUAAUUACAGUCAACAGGAGAUAUUUCAAAGAGGGGUAAAACUAAACAAAUUAUCUCAUUGAAUAGGGAAACUUGAUAAUACUAAUAGAAUACGAUGGUCAAAAACUAGUGGUAAAGCGAGCAAAAAACUAAGCAUAAUAAAUAGACAACACACAACAUAUACAUUUAUACAUAUGAAACUAUAUAUAUAUUUAUAUACAUAUAGACAAAAGCAUAACAAUUGUUUAAAGCUUAACCAUCUAGAAACCAGAAAACAACUAACUGACAAGAUGAGAUAGACAGAAGAAACAGUUCAUGUAAAGUUAAGUUUCUAUAUAAGUUAAGGUUAAAUUAAGGCGAGAGUAAAAAAGUUGGGGGAACCCGCAAGGAUCGUCAUUAUAUAUUAGUAUACAGAAUAAAAAAAGCAAAAGAUUGAGCGAAAAGAAAAUCGAAAAACACAAAAAUUAAGCUUAUAUUACGAACAGUGAGAUGAGUAAGUUAAAGAGUAAGCGUUUAUAUACAUAUGUUUUAUAUAAAACGAUGAAAAUGCAACAAAAUUAUUCUUCAAAUCACUAAA
Messenger RNA from Topomyia yanbarensis, 2837 nucleotides. Its product is annotated as akirin. Gene Ontology annotation, cellular component: nucleus; chromatin. Gene Ontology annotation, biological process: positive regulation of innate immune response; positive regulation of transcription by RNA polymerase II. Gene Ontology annotation, molecular function: transcription coregulator activity. The record is from RefSeq and is a predicted model, not a curated record. NCBI's taxonomy places the organism in Eukaryota, Metazoa, Arthropoda, Insecta, Diptera, Culicidae. The coding region runs from base 677 to 1264 and encodes 195 amino acids. The transcript is spliced from 5 exons.